Cladocopium goreaui is the source of this 2727-nucleotide messenger RNA. Lineage: Eukaryota; Dinophyceae; Suessiales; Symbiodiniaceae. The record is from the annotation of a GenBank genome assembly.
AUGGCAUUGGGCCAGCUUCAACAUCUUGAAGCCUUGUUCGUCAGAACCGGAUGGCUCUCUGCACGAUGUGAAUCCUUCAACGCAGAGAAUGCCCAUGCCAUUGCCAAUCGUACGAAGUUCAGACAAGAUACCAAUCUUUAUGCCUUGGAUACCUUUGUGGUGACUCCAAUGUCGAAGCCAGGCAUGUGCGGAGCCCGUGAGCAUGAUGAGCAGCAGACCAUUGCCGAAGCACGCGGAAUUUCAUCUUUUUCACAGCUGGUGAAUCCAUUCGGCCUCUUUGUUCACUGCUUUGUCUCCCAUUUUUGGGGGCACAACUUCACCAGCACUGUCACGGCUCUUGACUUGUGGGCAGGUUCGAACUACGACAAGAUGACUUCAGAGAAGAAGGCCUUGGUCUUUUGGAUAUGCCUCUUUGCGUUGAACCAGCACGACGUGGCGGAGGAGGUGGGGGAAAAUCCUCAGCAGGGGCCAUUCAACGCAGCACUGGCGCAAGCCACUGGUGGUGCAGUGAUGGUUUUGGAUGAAGAAGUAAAGCCAUUUUCUCGCAUCUGGUGCCUCUUCGAGGCUUCUCGGUUGAAGGACUUGCAGCGUCCCUUUGAACUCAUUUGCAGUGAGGGUUCCUUGUCCCAGCCAGAGAAUGGUGGACAGAAGGCUGUGAGCACAAAGAUGCUCGAAACCACAUGCCAGGCCUUGUGGAACGUGUCCACUGCCAAGGCUCAAAGCUCAGUAGCCAAGGACAAAUACCAGAUUUGGGGAGAAACGGCCGAUGAAUCCAUCAGAUGUGAGAUGAAGGGAUUGGGUGCGGAACUUUGGUUCAAAAGUUUCAUAGAUCAGAAUGGGGCCGAUGCGUUGGCAAAGGUCUUCGGCGACUUUGAUCGCUACAUGAAGUCUCUACUCUCCACUACGGUGCUUCAGGUCCUGAUGGCUAGGGGCGACUUUGCUUCGGCGGCCACGUGCUGCCUUCAAGGAGCAGAUGUUAGUUCUGAGCAGCUGGCAGAGAUUUGCAGCAGUUUUGCAGCAGCAACUGAGAGAAGAGCGUGGUUAAACAGCAUGCUGCUGCAGGCAUCGAAUCCAUCCAUCGCCCAGCUGCUUUUGGAGAAGGGUGCUGAUGUAGAGGCUGAACGCGACAAUGGCACCACAGCACUGAUGUGUGCUGCUCAUGGUGGUCAUGAGGCCGUGGUCGAGCAGCUGCUAACGCACGGUGCCGAUGUGGCGGCAGCAAUGGACGAUGGUUUCACAGCAUUGAUGUGUGCUGCUCGAGGUGGCCAUGAGGCCAUGGCCCAGCUGCUGCUACAGCACGGUGCGGAUGUGGCGGCAGCAAUGAACAAUGGUUUCACAGCAUUGAUGUGUGCUGCUCAAGGUGGCCAUGAGGCCGUGGCCCAGCUGUUGCUACAGCACGGUGCCGAUGUGGCGGCAGCAAUGGACGAUGGUUUCACAGCACUGAUGUUGGCUGCCCAAGGUGGCCAUGAGGCCGUGGCCCAGCUGUUGCUACAGCACGGUGCAGAUGUGGCGGCAGCAUUCAACUAUGGUUCCACGGCACUGAUGUUGGCUGCCCAAGGUGGCCAUGAGGCCGUCGCCCAGCUGUUGCUACAGCACGGUGCCGAUGCACUGCUCGAGGUGGCCAUGAGGCCAUGGCCCAGCUGUGCUACAGCACGGUGCGGAUGUGGCGGCAGCAAUGACAAUGGCACAGCAUUGAUGUGUGCUGCUCAUGGCCAUGAGGCCGUGGCCCGGCUGUUGCUACAGCACGGUGCCGAUGUGGCGGCAGCAGACAACCGUGGCAGGACAGCAUUGAUGUUGGCUGCUGACAUUGGCCAUGAGGCCGUGGCCCGCUGUUGCUACAGCACGGUGCAGAUGUGGCGGCAGCAUUCAACAUGGCACGGUGAUGUUGGCUGCGGUGGCCAUGAGGCCGUGCCCGCUGUUGCUACAGCACGGACAGCAUUGAUGUUGGCUGCUGACAUUGGCCAUGAGGCCGUGGCCCGGCUGUUGCUACAGCACGGUGCCGAUGUGGCGGCAGCGAGCAACGAUGGUUUCACAGCACUGAUGUGUGCUGCUGUAGGUGGCCAUGAGGCCGUGGCCCAGCUGUUGCUACAGCACGGUGCCGAUGUGGCGGCAGCAACCAACGAUGGUUUCACAGCACUGAUGUGUGCUGCUCGAGGUCAUGAGGCCAUGGCCCAGCUGUUGCUACAGCACGGUGCAGAUGUGGCGGCAGCAAUGAACGAUGGUUUCACAGCAUUGAUGUGUGCUGCCCAAGGUGGCCAUGAGGCCGUUGCCAAGGUGCUGCUACAGCAUGGUGCUGAUGUGGCGGCAGCAAAGAACGAUGGUGGCACAGCAUUGAUGUUGGCUGCUAAAGGUGGCCAUGAGGCCGUGGCCCAGCUGUUGCUACAGCACGGUGCCGAUGUCGCGGCAGCAAGCAACGAUGGUUCCAUAGCAUUGAUGUUGGCUGCUCUAGGUGGCCACGAGGCCGUGUCCAUGCUCCUGCUACAGCAUGGUGCUGAUGUGGGGGCCGCAAGGCACGAUGGUGGCACGGCAUUGAUGUUGGCUGCUGAGAAUGGCCAUGAGGCCGUGGCCCAGCUGCUGCUACAGCACGGUGCCGAUGUAAGGGCAGCAACACACCGUGGUUUCACAGCACUAAGGAUUGCUAGGGCAAACAGUCAUGAGGCUGUGGCUAGGCUCCUCAGGGAGCAUGGUGGUGAUCAGCAUUGGUUUCGGCGUUGGCUUUUUGGAUAG